Molecule: messenger RNA, 6783 nt
Organism: Nothobranchius furzeri (turquoise killifish)
Lineage: Eukaryota; Metazoa; Chordata; Actinopteri; Cyprinodontiformes; Nothobranchiidae
Source: RefSeq, a predicted model, not a curated record
GGUGCGUUUGUUUGUGUGCCGGCGCGUCCCGGCGGUGUAACCGGAGAGGGGCCUCGCUGAGAGGGAAUGCAGGACUGCAAUGGAGCACAAUGCAAUACAGGGCCCUGUGUCCACACAAGAGUGUCUUCAGUCAGAGGCUUCUUCAGUUUCGCUGCAACACUGACCGCUACUGGAGAUCCUUCCUGCCAACAGCCAUUUGGGUCGGUGCUCCCUCCUGCCAGCGAGGAAGCUACGCCUUCUACAAGUCUGUGAGUAGCAGAGCUCACCCGGACGGACCGACCCAGGUCUGGAAGCUCGGGGAGUUCUACUUCAUCCGAUGUGGACCACAGGAUCCCGUGUGCAUCGCCGAGGUGACUCUAUUAUGGGAAGAUCAGACACGGCACCACCUGCUGGCUAGCGCCAGACUCUACUUCCUGCCUGAGGACACGCCAAAGGGCCGGACCAGAGAACACGGAGAGGAUGAAGUUCUGGCUGUGUCCAGGAAGAUGGUGGUGCGGGUGGAGGACCUGGUCCGAUGGUCCUGCUCAGAACCAGUGGGCUGGAGCAGCAGCCCGAAGCCUCCGCUCAGCGACACCAACGGGCUGCACAAGUCUCUUGAGAUCAGUGACUGCACCGAAAACUCAACCGACACCAGCAGCCAGCUCCUGACAGUCAAAACUGAGGACGACUCGGAGCAGCAGCAGGGCAUCAAAGUGCUGAGCUACCCACAUUACUGCCGCUUCCGCUCGCUGCAGAGGCGGAUCCAGGUGGGGGCGAGGGGCCCGGAGCUGCAGGACCCCCACCUGCUGGCCCUCGGGGGGAUCAGGGUGCUGCCUAACGCCCGGGUCCUGUACUGCAGGGACACCUUCAACCACCCGACGCUGGAGAACAGCGCCUGCUUCUCCUGGCAGUUCAGAUGUCCGUCUCUCAGUCUUCGAGGACGGCCUCGCAAACGGAGGGGCCGUGAUGGCAGAGAUCCCCAGACUUCCAGCCCAUCAGAGUCCUGGAUCGAAAGGAUGAAGGAGAACGUGAUGGGCAGCGUAGAGGUCGGCUAUGAGGGCAGCUGGCUGCCUCAUCCUGAAGAGCAGCUGUUCCUGGAUCAGCUGUUUGCCUUCAUGGAGCGCCACGGAGCGCCCAUCCAUAAAGUUCCCAACCUGGGCUUCAAGAAGAUCGACCUCUUCCUCAUGUUCUCAGUGGUCAAACGGCUCGGAGGCUACAAGAAGGUGACGAUGGAGCGUCUGUGGAAGGUGGUUUAUAACGAGCUGGGAGGAUGUCCGGGCAGCACCAGCGCGGCCACCUGCACCAGAAGACACUAUGAGAGGUUGAUCCUUCCUUAUGAAGAGCACCUCCAAGAAGGAGGAACAGAGUUUAAAAUUCCAGAGUUGCCCAUUCUCCCCAAACCCCGAGGAAUACGAGGACGGAAACCCAAUCCCAGAGGCAGGAAGCCUGGUCCUAAACCCAAAGAGAAGACAUUUGUCUCUCCUGCUCUCCCUUCUCCGACUAUUAUGAGCCCAAAUGGCACCAUGGUGGUGAAAAGAGGCAGAGGACGGCCUCCAGGGACUCGAAACAAGUCCACACUGAUGGCUCAGGCCAAGCUUCUGGCUCAGCAGCAGGCUAAAGCUAAAGCAGGACCAGAGUCGCUACAGAUCAACCCGACAGCCAGCAGCACACACCGGCCCAUCCAGCCGGCCAUCCUGCCCUUCACGCUGCCCCUUACCCCUGACCUCUCCCCCAUGUCUCCCCCCAUAUUCCCCUUUCAGUCCAAAUCCACAGAGUCGCAGCCGGACCGAGGAGAGUCGGCGGCUCCGUCAGGCGUUCUCCUAUCUGCUCUGCCGCAUUUUGUCGGCUUCAGUCCCAUCAAAGGUGUUUGUCCUCUGGACAUCUUCAGGAAUCACAUAAGGUUCCAGAGGGCCCCGGACAGCCCGGCUCUGACCCCCCAGGACUCAACGCAGCAUCAUCCAACCAUCUACACCUUCCAGCCCAAAGCCACAAGCCCAGAUACUCCUCAUCCCGUGGGUGACCAGCAGCAGACUCAGCCCCACCCACUCCACCAGCACCACAACCGCUGCUCGGGGUGUAACAUUGAGGACGGGGGCCAGAGGGGGGCCAACCGGGACCCCAGGAGCCGGCCUCCCCUGCCCCCUCUUCGAGUCUUGCCCCUGAACCUGGACUGCAGCGUUCAGGUGUGCCAGCUGAUGAAAACUCGCCAUCUGGACUCGUCCCAGCUGCAGACCUUCACCCGCCGGCUCUCUGAGGCUCUCUCCCACGACCUCAGCACCAAGCCCCCCUGCUCCCCUAUAACUCCACCCCCUGAGCAGGCGCUGCCCCUCAACCUCAGCAAACGCUUCGCGCCCAAAAGAACCACAGCUGAAGGACCAGAACCCAGCCAACAGGCUUUGAAUGGAAACACGGACCCGCCUUUGUCCAAGAAAUCCAGACCGGGCUUCCUGGAACAGGCGCAGGACUUCAGCCUGGGGGGGCGGUCCAGCUCUGGAGGAAGUCCAGGAAGUCCAAACAUGGAUCUGAAGAGCCAGGAGGAACCCGCAGACCUGAGUUCUCCCAGCAGGAUCCGGGCCUUCCUGCUCGGUCUGCCACCAUUCCAGGUGAAACUGGAGGAGGAUCUGAACGGAACCAGGUUCGAAAAUUUUCCCCCUGAGGGACAGGGAGUUGUGAAAGUGAAGGACGAGGAGGACGCAAAGGAGCAAAUGGAAAGUGUCAAACUACAGAAGUCUGAGAAGGAGAAAGAUCCCACUCUGUGUUCUGUUCCCGGUCCCGCUGAACUAAAAGGAGCCGGGCCCUCUUAACGCCGACACACACUGUUUUUAGCAUCCACGUGUUCAUGCUAACCAUCUGACAGCUGUUAGCGGGACGUGGGACGAGUCCACCGCGGUGUUCUGUGUUGGUCAAACCUGCAAAUGGAGCGGAGGUGCUUCCUGUCUUCAGCUUUCAGAACUCCCUCUUUUAUCUGGUGUCAUUUCCAGAUUUUACGGACGCAGCCACUCAUGACAAUCACAGAUCAACUUCUCGUCCUUCGUUUUUUCCUCGUUGAGGUGGAAACUGGGUCAGUGCCACGACCCUCCAUAACACUAUUAACUUCAUUCUUCAGUAUUCCAGUGAAAUGUUGAAGAAGCUCCGUGGUAGAAUAAAAUAAUCACAUGUAUGGGUGAUGCUAUGCAUCGGGACAUCAUUACAAGCAUCCAGAGCAUACUGUAGUCAGCUAGUUUCAUUUUUAAAUUGUCCUCUACGUCUGUAGAGAUAUAGUUAUUUUCUGAUAAAGUGUUUAAAUGUAAUCUAGGGCUCUAAAUGAAAAAGCUCCGUCUUCACGUUAUAGCUUGUUAAGUGAAGGCUUUCUAGUAGUCCUGCUUUUAGCUGAAUAGAAGAAAGUUUUCUAACACACGUGUGCCUUAACGGGCCGGCGACCCGCCUCACCGCCGCCUCCAGAAACAUCCACUCAAAGGGAUACCUCGAUGUUCUCCGUCGACUGCUCACUUUGAUCUCUGAUCAAAGGGGGAUCUGAUCAGACGUGCAGUUAGGCUCUCCUCUUCUUCCUGGCUUUGGUCUGUAUUCAUGUCUCACCUUCAUCACCGCUGUUCAGCGUACAUCUUAUGUGUAGCCCAGUCAAAACUACCUCAGGUUCUUGUUUUCCCCCACUAAACGGUCAGUUUCCGCGGGUGUGAGACUUUUCUAGCAGUCAUUUGGUAGAACAUAGGCAUCAACUGAUCCGCGAAAUUACGUCAUGAUUCAUAAUUCUUGUGGUUUUCACACUGAGGUGCAGUUUGACUGAUGAAGGAGAACCCACCGUUUUAGUUUUCUGCCCCGUUUCGCUAACCGCUAAAGGCAGAAUCCUACGUCCACGAUAUCGACCUGGACCGUGUCACUGGGCAGCCCUGGGUUCUCGCUGUUAGGAGAAAAAAUGAUCAGGACGCUAAAUUUCUCUGGAUAGUGUCCGAAUUAGUCUCGAAUUCGUCUCGAUUUAGUGUUCAAAAAGAGCGUUAAAGUGAGAGAAAUAAAUUGUAAAUAGUUUUUGAAUCAUUUUAAGAUUUGCUAAAAAGAGAAGCAGUACGACUCUAAACCAAGAAAAGACGAAAAAUUACAAGGAUUUUGCACAAAAUUUAGUUUUGAUAACUAAAACAUCUUCAGUUCAUUUAUUUUCUGUUUAGUGCAUUUUGUCACAGCCUUAACUUGCAGUCCAGUUAGAUUUCAACUCAUUUGCCUCAAAAAAGUCCACAGCAAAUUUUGUUUCUGAACUGAUAGAAAAUGUUCGUAUGACCAAUUAUAUCUGGAAGUUUACUAUUUUUAACCUUUCCGCGUCCACCACAGAGGGUGUUGCUGUUUCGUCUCCUUCCUAGUCCUAAGUCCCGUGGUUUAAAACAUCCAGGUAUCCCUUUAAAACGCAGCUUUUCCUGUUUGAUGCCACAGAUGUUUGUUUCAGAUUUGCACACCUACUGUACCUUUUGCUUUUCAUGCUCGAAGCCACCAUGUUUGAUCCUCCAGCUGCCAAAAUGUUGAUGAUUUUAAUUUUACCCAAACGUUGAAAUCAAACGAACUCCAAACCUAAAAGGUGCCAUUUAUCGUUGACUGUGUAGCUUAUGGCCAUAUUUGUUUUGGCUCAGUGAAGCCAAAACGCUCGUCGUAGUCGAUGAAUCAGUGAUGGAAAAUGUUGAGUGGAGAGAAAAUAUUUUAAAACUUUUUUCAGUUUUUUUCUGAUUUGACUGUUAAUUUGGGAAUGAAUGCAUGAGUGGAGAUGAUCACCCGGUUUAUGGGCAGGCACACCAAAGUGCUUCGCCCGAUUAGUCCAUUAAUCCUCUGUUGUUGAAAGUAUUUUAAAACUCCGGGUUUAGCUUUAACAUUUGUUUUUGCGUCACUUGAAGAUAGAAAAUGACAGAUACUAGUUAUGUUUUCUUCAGUGCAGUAACAGGGUAACUACUGUAUGUAACUACGGGCUGGCUCGGCUUCCUCUCCUCGGUGAAUCUGUAUUUAUUGUCGCCGAGGUGUUUAAAAGAGUGAGUCCGACUUGUGCAGUAAAAGUCCCGGCAUGCUUUAAAGGAACAAGUUUGCACACUUCAAAGAAUUUCACAAAUUUGUAAUUGCAGGAGUAGUUCUGUUAAAUGUUAACAAAAUGGGGAAGAGGGAUGAACUCGAAUAACUACAAUUGUACCACUAAUGUUGAAAUACAUCUGCGUAAAAGUAGCAUUAAGUUCAUAUGAUCACAAAACCACACAAUAAUUUUAUUUGCAAAAGAUUGAGCUGGCUGAUAAACCACUUAAAGCCUCAAGACAGCUGUUGGAAUGUUCGUUAGCCGGACGUUCUAACAUCAAGUGUUUUGAUUAUGACUAAAUAAUUUUUUAUGUAAUUUAUGAUUUAAUCUCAUUUCUGCUCAUUCUGGAUAUUUUUAAUCCUUCAGUUAUAACUUGUUUUGGCUCUGCGAGUAAUAUUAAUUUAGUUUAUAACUUUAGCAACCUCCGUUAGCUUGCAGAGCUAAUAAAUGUUUCAAUAUACAAGUGUGCUGUAAACAAAUUUAGGGAGCAGUCGCCUUGUAUUCUGGAUUAUUUUAUGUAGUUGGCUGUAUUGUUUUGUUUUUGGAAGUGACAUUUAUUCAGGUUACGGCCGUUCAGAUGUUCGUUAGCUGGUCAUGCUAACGUGCAAGGUUUUAAUCAUCCUUGGGAACAAUUGCUCCAUUUGUAAAUGCAUUAUUUUGUUUUAGUUAUGAAGCAGAAGACGUUUGGCUUCUGUAGUAACAUUUGUUUAAUUUGCAGUUAGCCAUUUGUUAGCGAGAUGCUAACAUGAAAGCUUCUGAUCAGGUUGUUCUGAAUUGAAGGGUACAGUUAGCUCAUGUAAUUUUUAUUUGAUCUUUAGAAAACCUUUAUCUAAAUCUUUAAGCAGUGCUCAGUGCAAAUAUUUGAUAUGGUAGGAUCUCGGUUCUUAUUUUAUAAAAAACUUUGAUCGUCUUAAUUGUCCGAUUUUAGUUCUAGUUUGUUUUAAACAAAGAUUUCUGAUUCACGGUCACAUGCUGACUAAAUGGCUGCUAGCAGCUUCCACACCAAGUGGAACAUUUUUAUUUCCAUUUAUUCAAUUUUAUUUUUAACGUAAAUAGUUGAGUCUGACUCCCUUUAAAGCUGUUCUUCAAGUGUGCAAACUGGUUCCUCUGAGGUCCAUCUGGGCCUUAGCACUCACACUGGGAGCUUCCCAGUCAAACCACCACUCCACUGGACCAGUUUUGUUCACUUAUCACAUGCAAAUUGGCAUCAGUUUCUUGGUUUUAUUUGCAUAUAAUGAUGUAAUGCCUUUUAGCAAUUGAAAGGCAAGCUUAUGUUUUUUGUUUGUUAAACCAGUAAAACCAGUAUGAUUUCUUUUCUUUUAUUUAAGCUUUGUUUAAGGUUUUUUUAGGUGAUUUUUUUAAUAUAAAAUUUUAUCAUGUUUACAUUUUAUGCAUGUUAAGCAGAUCUCCUAUAUACAGUGUUUUGCACACUACUCCAGCAUCGGUCUCGAACCAUCAGCACGGCCCAUUAAUGUAAUUAAUAAGUGCCUGAUUCUUACGAUUGGACUUGAUGUUUGUAAGCAGAUAAGAGAAAUUAGCUUGUUAGCCUUCAUGCCAUCGACCUGAACAACGGCCCUGUUGUAGGUUUUGUUGUCCGUGUUAUCUUUUUUUUGUUUGUUUGUUUGGGGGGGGGGGGGGGCAGUUUGACAUUGACUCAGCUCUGUUUGUUGGAGCAAAAUGGACCUAAAUAACUUAAUAAAAGGGACACUGAUGGUCUGUUGGACAUUUAUGAUGGUGAAUGAUCAAAUUAAAGGUGCUACAUGUGA